UGCCGCCGCCGCCGCCAAGGCGCGCGUGGCCCCUGCACUCGCGCCUGCCCGGGAGGGGAGCGCGAGUCUCUCUCCAGCCGGGCAGCGGCGACGGAGCGGCGAGCGCCAGCGCGGCCAUGCACAGCUAGCCCCGGCCCGCUCGCCUCCGUUAACCCCCCCGCGGCCGGCUGCGCGGCGUGGCUCAGACACACGCAGGGGCUCAGCGGCGUGCCACGGGGCGCCCCAAGGAUGGAAGGGGGCGCGUAUGGAGCUGGCAAAGCCGGGGGCGCCUUCGACUCCCAGACCUUCUUCCGGCAGCCUCACACCGUCCUGCGGGUGCUCUCCUGGGUGUUCUCUAUUGUUGUCUUUGGCUCCAUUGUGAAUGAAGGUUACCUGAACCGCCCUGAUGAGAUGGAGGAGCACUGUAUCUUCAACCGCAACCACAAUGCCUGCAACUAUGGCAUCACCGUGGGCGUCCUCGCUUUCCUCAGCUGCCUUCUCUAUCUGGCUCUGGACGUCUAUUUCCCACAGAUAAGCAGCGUCAAGGACCGCAAGAAGGCAGUGCUCUCGGACAUCGGCGUCUCUGCCUUUUGGGCAUUCCUUUGGUUUGUUGGCUUCUGCUUCUUGGCCAACCAGUGGCAAGUUUCAAAGCACGAGAACAACCCGCUGAAUGAAGGGGCAGAUGCAGCACGAGCAGCCAUCACCUUCUCUUUCUUCUCCAUCUUCACCUGGGGCCUCUUGACAUUUCUGGCUUUCCGGAGACUCCGACACAUUAGCUUUCAGGAAGAAUAUAACACUCUCUUCCCUAGCUCCCCCACACCGCUGCCCUAGCGCCAUUCCCCCAGGGCCUUGUCAGGGAAGCGGUGUGCAUAGGAGAGGAGCUUGUUGGAGUGCAGAUGAUUCCAACUCCCAGGAUCGGGGUGGGAGGCAGGGACUGAAAAUACAGAGGCACGUUGCCAUGUCAGUGCAGCUGACGUGGUGGGGAGAGAGAGAAGCGAUGUGCCUUGGAACUGGGAUGGGACGUUAAUUGUCCUUUGGGGAGUUGGAAGGAAGUGACCCACCUCUCCUCCUCCACUUCCCCGCACCUGACUAACGCUGAAUAACAUCUGUAUCUCUUUCUAUUGGCAUCUGCUCAGUCUUAAUAUUUUAGCCGGGCAGGGCUCCCCGCACCACAAUCCCUUCUUCCCAUCUCCACUUCCUCUCACUCCUCUGCUCCUUUCACUCACUACGCUGGGAUAGUCCCUGGGUGGCUGGACCAUUCAAACAUGUCUGGGACGCUGGGGGAAGGCAGCCCUCUGGUCCCUGACCCUCCCUGAGCCCCAGCCCCAGUAACCUUGUCACACCAAAGAGCGUUCCAAAAGCAACGUCAGAGACAGGGAGCAGGAACAAGGCUGGACCUAUUCUAGAAGGUCUCUGCUUCCCCUCCCCUUCCCUCCCGCCACAAGGUCUGUGAUUUUUUAUUUUAUUUUAUUUUUUUUUGGCAGCAUAGUGGGUUGCUCAGUGGAUGACUAGCAGUGAAAGGGUUAAUGGGAACAGCUGCUACCUCAUGUCCAUCCCUUUCCUGUGGCGGGUCAGUCUGGAAUCCCAGUAUGGUCUGAGGUGAAAUGAGUCACAGAUCCAGCCCAAAGGUGCGAGACCUCUGAGGUGGAUGUGAAGCAGAUCACCUGGCUGGGGAGGGGACGUUAUCCAUGUAUAUCUGCAGGCUGGCUGUGCCUCACAAUGUGAACCCUGUCGCUGGGCAGGAUGGACCCAGAAACUGCUGUGGGCCUGGGCAAAGCAAGUGCAAGCAGUGGGUGGCAUACUUGCACUCUCUCUCUCUCUCUUGUCCCGGGCUCGUGCUCUCCAUGGGGCACACUAACUCUUCUUACACUUGGGUGUGUUAAGCAGUGAUUUCCAGUCAUGCCUUGUGCACUAAUCCUUAACCACUACUAACUUGGCUUUUGUUUGUCUCUCCUCCUCGGCGUGUUUCCUUCCCUUUCUCCUGCCUCUUUCUCUGUCUGCUUCCCAUCUCCCCUCAUCCUCCCUUAAAGGUGGGCCAGGCGUUUCUGGCAUACCAGCGCUACCGGAUUGGUGCCGACUCAGCCCUCUUCUCCCAGGACUACACGGACCCAAGCCAGGACUCCGGCCUGCCUUACGCCCCCUACACGAACGAGGACGAUGCCACAGACAUGGUGGGGACAUACCAGCAGCCCUCUUCUGUACACGCUUUUGAUGCUGAGACACAGGGGUACCAAACCCAAACACAGAACUACUGAGCUACACCGGUGCCCUUUCCCAUGCCCCUCCCCUCCACCCCCUUCCCUCUGCCAGUGGGAGGCUGCGGCACAAAACUGACAGGCGCAUCCCAGCGCAACAGGUGGCCCUUGGCCAUGCUCCAGCCUGGGGCCAUUUGUUUUUAUUUAUUGUUUUUUAAAAAGAAAAAAAAACCCUAAUUGCUCCUCCCUCCCUUUGAAUUGUCCACCAGACCCAAACUGCAUAUUCCCAAGUCUAUCCCUGUCCCUGUCACGGCAAAAGCUCCCCUGGUAACCUGGGAGUGAGCAGCAGCUUUGGGCAAGAAUCCAGCUCAGUCUUUUGGUGGUCAGGGGAGGGUGACAAGGGCAUCAGCACAGGUAGCAGAGGCCUAAGAGGGGGAGAUAACGGGGACCGCUCAAGCGGCUCUGGAGGGCAGGGAGAGAAGGUGGCACCUACAGUGUUGGAGCGGAUGCAUGUGUGUCUGUGGGGGUGGGAGGGAGAGUUGGAUAUGCGGGAGGAGCGUGUGAGGGAGGGAGACAUCAGAGCAAGCAUGCAGGCGUGCAAGGGUGGGGGAAUGUGCAAGCAUCGGGGCAGGUCAUAAUCCCUUUGCCCCAUGGGGUAUUGCCCCCUCGGCAAUACAAGGCUGUAUGGGAAGUUGUUGGUAGUUUAUCUUCAGGGGUGUAGGGAGGAGUGGUGUUGAGGGUGAGGGACCGGGGGUUGAGAGAGAAAAUGCAUGGGGGUGGAGUUUUGCAGGCACCAUCAAAAGCUACAAAGACGUUGGGAGAUUUUAAACCAAGAGAAUAAUCAGGAUUGGACAGGAUGAGCUAUGCAAUGAGAAUCCCUCUUUCCCCAGGCAAUUGGAUUGGAGGUGUUUCCCCAUACCCAUGUAAGCACCCUUCUGAGGUUAACACUGUGGUCCUCUAGGGAGAACCAGAACCAAGCUGCAUGCUCAGGGUGGGGAAGAUGUCUUAAGAGAAACUCCUGAGAACUCCAUUCGGUCCCCUGCUCUUCCCGCUCAGGGAUCACAACUGGCUUAGCACGGGAUGAGCAGGAAGUCACUGGGCUGAUUUGGGGAAAAGCCAUCUUCACACCAGUUGAUGGGGAACUUUGCCAGCCAACUCUGGGAGCCCUGUGACCUUUGCCCAGAAUAAAGUUGCAGGACAAAAGGGACAAACGGGUGAAUUUCAUUUCUACAGUCCUGUUGAAUCUACAUCUCUGAUGGAGUUAAAGAGAUUCCAGCCUCUCUGUGCUCCUAGACAGAUCAUCCCGGGCAUCUGUGCCACUCUCUCUGGAGCCCAGAGAAACGGGGCAGAACUCUCAAUGGAGCUUCUUGCCCUGCUGGAAAGAAAUACUGCUGCUUUUCUGCCAGCUGGCGUCUAGACAUUCUUAGGGAGGGUGUAACCAAUGAGUAGGGUCCCAGCAGCUGGGCUCUUGUGUGUGCAGUUAUCCUGACUGAGACUGGAUCAGGGAACCUAAGAGGGGUCUUUAAACAGCAGCUCUGCUAAGUGAGCUGAAUGGAGAGCAUCUCCCCCGCUCUUGCAAAACCUGGAGGGGCCAUGCUGCACUCUCUUCCCACUGAAACUUGGUCUUUGUGUAUCUUUCAGCUCUUCAGAGACAUCAGUGCUCCAUCCUCAGUCCCUAGCUCCUGGCAGCCUAAGGGCUUGUCUACACUGGGAAAUCGACUAGAACAGUUAUUCCGGGAUAGCUCCCUGUGUGGACACUAUGCUCUGGAAUAAAAUGUUUUGUUUUUUUUUAUCCUAGAAUCCUUACUCAGCUUUGUAAAUAUACUAAUUAUUCUGGACUACAAGUGACUUUUAUUCACAGGGGAGCUAUUCCACAAUAGCUAUUCUGGGCAAUUUCCUCAUGUAGACAAGCCCUAAGAAAAUGAGGCCAGGAACCAAAGCUAGGUAUCUCAUGUGGGUGUGUAGAAUAUUAACCCCUAGACUAUCACGCUUGAGCUGGGCAGAGCUCGCAGCCCCUGCUGGCCCUAGGAUGGAGGGAUCAAGAGCAGAACCAGGGUAAUAUGAUAGUACAGAACACUAACCAUGGGGCCACUCUCCAGAGCAUCUUGAGGAACUGAGAGAUCAAGGAUGGAACACAGGUGUGCUAGAUGGCAGAGCAGAGCACUUACUGUUAGGACUCCUAGUUCCUGCCAGGCUUGGGAAUUGAACUUGGGUUGCCAGGAGGGCAGGGCAAAACAUCUAGGUCAGUGGUUUUCAACCUGGUGUCCAUGGACCCCUGGAGGUCCACAGAAUAUGUUUAAGAUUUCCAAAAAGGUCUGCACUGCCAUUAAAAAUCUUUCUAGGGAUCUGCAAAUGAAAAAAGGUUGAAAACCACUGUUCUAGGUUACUAGCUCCCUCCCUUACCACACACCUCUCGCCAAAUGGAGGGUAGGAGAAAUAGGGAGACGCAGCCCCAAAAUGGGUGGAGGAACUGUCUAGUGAGGAAUCCCCUCCUUUGUACACAAUUAUACAGCUGUUUUUAUCUGCAGUGUCUAUCUUUAAAAGGCUGUUUCUCAGAGCUGCCUAUGGAACUUCCACAUUUGGGCACUAAAAAAAGGAGGAGCUGUUACCGGAGGGAGCUGAGACUCCAGCUGUUGCAUGAUCUGUGUGCCUGUGUGUGUAUGGGUGUGUAUAUUGUUUACAGACAUCCCCAUUGGAGCGUCUCUCAGUGAUUUGCUGUACGUGGCACAUCGCUAGCAGCUAGUGGAGGUAAGGGGAAGGAAAUGAUAGGUCCUGUUACAGGUGAAGCACAAAGAGGAGCUGGGCAAGUCUCUCACUCCAUGGUCCCGAGCAAAAGUAAUACUGUAAAUAGGAGGUUUGGUGGGGAAGGGUUCCCAUCUGCCAAGCUUCUCUUCUGUUGGGGUAGCCUAAUAUUUAGGUUUGGGGAGAGAGGGGACUUUAUCGAGAGGUGUUCUUCGUAAUGAGUGUCAGAGAGAGCUUUCUCCAAGUCGUCUCUCCCCCUGGAGUCAAGAGAGAAUGACGGAGUGGGGGAGGAUUGUGUGGGGAGGUAGAGGAAUUAUAAACAACUGGUGUCUCAGGGUAAAACCCCAGCAUAUCUUUUGGAAUGAAUCUCAGACCCAGCAGCCAUCCCCCACUUCAUCAGAAAGGGUUCUGCCCGUGAGGAGGGGAUGUUUUUAUUUUGGUUUGUACCAUGGGACUAUUUUAAUGUUCCUUCUCCCAUCACAGCUGGGAUGGUCCCUAAAGUCAUCUAGAGCUGGUCACAGAGUAGCAGCCAUGUUAGUCUGUAUCCGCAAAAAGAAAAGGAGGACUUGUGGCACCUUAGAGACUAACAGAUUUAUUUGAGCAUAAGCUUAAGUGAGCUACAGCUGCAUUCUGAUGAAGUGAGCUGUUGCUCAUGAAAGCUUAUGCUCAAAUACAUUUGUUAGUCUCUAAGGAGCCACAAGUCCUCCUUUUCUUAGAGCUGGUCAGUAAAGAGACCUUUCCCCCUUACACCCUGCUCCCCUCACAACACCAAGGGACCCCCUAGCUGCUCUGUGAUGGAAGGCUCAUUACCUCCCCUGUCAGGGCAGGCAUCUCCCAGACAGAUGAAGAACCAGUCUGCUCCUGUCUCAGGUUAUUCCCCAUCUCUCUGUCCCUCUGCUCCUGUUCUCUGUCUGUCGGUAGAUGUCUGCAUGGCAACAAGGAGCUUGCAGUGGUUCCUAGAGGGUUCGCCCACCCUGGUGGCUCAGUUCCUGGCUUUGCUUUUGCCUGGUGGGAGCAGCAAACUUUUCAAUGUAACAUCCUCAGCCCUGAUAAAUGAGGGACUGGGGCAGACAGAGAGAGGAGGACAAGGGUCUCUGAGUAGAUAAAUGAUUAGGGGGCAUUUCCCUCUGUAGUGUUGGUGGCUUUUUAACAGGGUUGCAGGCUCCCUACUGGAAGGGAGGGAACGAUUCUGGCCCCCCGCCUAUGUGCACACACAGCAUGUGGGGACCCUGAGUUAGAGGCUAUUUCACAACAGGAGGUGCCAGAGGAGGUUAUAGCUCCAAUAUCCUGACAAGUCCUGGGCACAAGGUUUCUCCUCUCCCAUCCACACAUGCUAUUCACCAACUCAAUUCAAUUCUCUUCCCCUCCCCACCCCUUGUUCCUGACAGCUCCUUGGAAUAAGUCUCUGCACCUAACACUGCCAGCACCCUGUACCCUUAUAAGCAUGUGGGAGACCCUGGGAAUGCAGGAGAGAUGGGUGGAUCCUUUUAGGAAUCUUAACUCCAGCCUCUGGAGAGACUAGGAGACAGUGAGGCCCAGAGGUUAGCUCAGUCGCCCCGUGUGGCACGUACGAAUCAUUUCUCCAGACGAUCUCACUGCCUCUGUGGUAUUGACAACUCCAAUUGGGUUUCCCUGCCCCUCUCCUGCAGCGUUACUGCCUGUGUAUAUUAUAUAUAUAUUAUAUAUAAAUAAAAAGAUGUAUAAUAUAAAGCAAUACAUAUAUAUGAUGACUAAAGAAUGGCCUGCUGCACACAGGUUCCUUGGGUGUCGGGUGUCUGUCCAAUCCUGAGUGUCCCCCCACUCCCUCCCGCACCUAGUAUGUUUUUCCAAAACCAACUCCAAUAAACCCUGCCAUCUUGGCACCUGUAUUUACUACGUCCUGUAAGUUUGUGGUUAACAAAGUGAAGGUGGUAACUACUGGUGUCUUAUCAAUAAAGUUAUGUUCAAAAUAACAAACCAUAA
Molecule: messenger RNA, 6878 nt
Organism: Dermochelys coriacea (leatherback sea turtle)
Lineage: Eukaryota; Metazoa; Chordata; Testudines; Dermochelyidae
Gene: SYNGR1
Product: synaptogyrin 1
Exons: 4
Coding region: 229-810 (193 amino acids)
Cellular component (GO): neuromuscular junction; synaptic vesicle membrane
Source: RefSeq, a predicted model, not a curated record